AUGGCUGCAGAAUUGUGGCAAUUUCAAAUCGACGGGCCUUACGCUGCCGACGGCGGUGUUGUCACGUUUCAUGUGCACACCGUUGGCGGGGUUUUGAAACGGGGUGAAGAUACAGUGGAGGGGAGGGGGGUCAGACCUGAAAUUAAAGUGGGGAGGGGGGAUAGAUCGGAUUCAUCGAUGGAAUGGGGUGAUCUGAUCGUAGAUUUGGUUUGA
Anisakis simplex (herring worm) is the source of this 213-nucleotide messenger RNA. The record is from the annotation of a GenBank genome assembly. Lineage: Eukaryota; Metazoa; Nematoda; Chromadorea; Rhabditida; Anisakidae.